Messenger RNA from Fragaria vesca subsp. vesca, 837 nucleotides. Its product is annotated as dof zinc finger protein DOF3.5-like. Gene Ontology annotation, biological process: regulation of DNA-templated transcription. The transcript has a single exon. The record is from RefSeq and is a predicted model, not a curated record. Bases 1 to 837 code for a protein of 278 amino acids. Lineage: Eukaryota; Viridiplantae; Streptophyta; Magnoliopsida; Rosales; Rosaceae. Gene Ontology annotation, molecular function: DNA binding; DNA-binding transcription factor activity.
AUGUCCACUACUCCUCCGGGAUUUCCAGACCUCAAACGGCCGAGGGUAAUCCAGAGCAUGGCUGCUGCUUAUCCACCGCCCGCGUCCUCCGCCGAGAAACUUCCCUGCCCUCGCUGCAACUCCACCGCAACCAAGUUCUGCUACUACAACAACUACAACCUCUCCCAGCCACGCCACUUCUGCCGAGACUGCCGUCGCUACUGGACUCAUGGUGGGACCCUCCGCGACGUCCCCGUCGGCGGCGGAACUCGCAAGAAACCCAGGCUCUCUCAUCACCACCGCGCGUCCCCUUCAAACUCCUCCAGCUCGCCUUCCUCUUCCUCCCUCACCCACGAGACAAAACCCGCUUCCGACUCGGCGGUUGAAAAGCCGGAUUUGCCCUCCAACCAAACACAACUGCAACUCCUGAACCUGAACGACAACGCUGGGAGUGAAACAGGGCUUUCGUUUUCGCCCAUGAUGAUGAUGAACUCUCAGGAACAACCUGGGUUUCUGUCCCUCGGUGGGUACGGGUACGUGUACGGUUCGGGUUACGGGUCGGGGUUUGUCCAUGGGUUCCAGCAAGAUUACGGGUACGGCGCCGGAGCAUCAGGGGUUGAUUUUCCGGCUGAGAUUGUCUAUGGUGCUCCUGUGGCUGCUUCUUCUUCCGGGUUCGACAUGAACACGUGGCAGAUGGCGGUUGCUGAUCAUGGAGGUCAGGGUGGUGGGAUGGUUAAUUGGCCGGAGGUUCAGAUUCUCAAUUCCAUGCCAGCUGUCAGUGGUGGUGGUGGUGCUCUCAAGGAAGAAAAGGUGGCUGAUUCCCCAGCUAGCUCUUGUCUUGAUUUCCCUGCAUUCUGA